AUGUCACCUCAGGCGUAUCUCGGUCUUGUCUUCAACUGGGGAGCUCUCCUGGGCUGGGCGGCAGUGCAUGGCUCGCUGCACCUGCCAGCUGUUCUACCGCUCUACAUGGGUGGCAUCUGUUGGACGCUAGUGUACGACACAAUCUAUGCGCACCAGGACAAGGCUGACGACAUCACAGCAGGCGUGAAGUCAACAGCGCUGCUCUUCGGCCAUCGCACGCCACUCUACCUCUCCCUCUUCAGCGCAGCAGCCAUCACCAGCCUCGCUGCUGCCGGCUCAGCUGUCAACCUUGAGGCGCCGUUCUCGACCGAUUCCGUGGCUGCUGUUGGCGCUUCUCAGCAUGCUCCUUCUCUCUGGAUUGCCGCUUUCGUCCAGAACCCGAUCCUUUCUGUACCAACUGCCCUUGAUAAUGCCUUGAUGAAGCCUUUCCUUGCAACCCGUCUACAGUCUACCUCUGUUGCGGCCUUCCCUUUGCUCUCCGUUGGAAUGGGCUGGCAUCGCUCUUACAUCGCCUUCCCGCUUGUCCCACAUCGUGGCGUUCCUUCGUGCUGUCGUGUUGCAGGCCCCCCUUUCUAUGCCUCGCUAGCAGCGGCAGGAGCACACAUGGCAUGGCAGAUUGCCACCACGGAAUAUGAUAGCCGGGAAGAUUGCUACUCCAAGUGA
This is a messenger RNA of Closterium sp. Yama58-4, 663 nucleotides long. The record is from the annotation of a GenBank genome assembly. NCBI's taxonomy places the organism in Eukaryota, Viridiplantae, Streptophyta, Zygnematophyceae, Desmidiales, Closteriaceae.